Hypanus sabinus (Atlantic stingray) is the source of this 853-nucleotide messenger RNA. RefSeq names its product small EDRK-rich factor 2a (gene serf2a). Bases 156 to 350 code for a protein of 64 amino acids. The transcript is spliced from 3 exons. Lineage: Eukaryota; Metazoa; Chordata; Chondrichthyes; Myliobatiformes; Dasyatidae. The record is from RefSeq and is a predicted model, not a curated record.
GGGAACGCCGACAGUGGCAGCGGCGCCCAAUGAGAAUGCGGCGGAAGAGGCGGGCGGUUUGUGUUCACUAAGCUUGCGGGGAUCUGGGGCGCUCAGGGCGUGUGCGGAGCGGAGCCGAGCCGAGCCGAGCCGGCGGUCGGGCGAACAAGUGAACGAUGACCCGUGGUAAUCAACGCGAACUUGCUCGCCAGAAAAAUGCAAAGAAAGCAAAUGAGCAAAAUAAGCGGAAAAGAAAGGAUGAUGGUUUAUCUGCUGCAGCCAGAAAGCAGAGGGAUGCUCAAAUAAUGCAGCAAAAGCAAAAAGGAAAUGAUGGAAAAGCUGGCAGAGCUGAAGCAGGAACUUCAAACUAACCUGCGUCUGUGAUACCCUGCCCAACUUUCAAGGAUGGGCGCAUCUAACGAGCAAUGCGGCUUUGUCUUCAAAUAUUGAACAUAGUUAAAACAUUGGAUUCCAGUACUUAAGAAAAUUGCAUUGUUGUAUCUUUACUAUUGGGUUAUGCCAUGUUUAAUGCUGAAGGAAAGUGUCUUGCUUACAGAGUUGUUACUUGAUGCAGUGUUAGACCCUAUGCUGUAGAGGAGCAUUUUCUUCAUGAGCAUAAUUCACCAGGGGUAUUUCCAGUUUAAGCAGAAAAGGUGCUUGCAUUUCGAUUUGUGACCAGCCUUGUAUUUUUGUAUCAAUGCUAACCCUUUAAAUUCUGUUUUAAUAAAGACAGCAUUUAAGUUGACAAAGCUGGGUUUAAGCUGCUUGUCUUUAAGUUGCCUUUAAAGCUUUGCCAUUCUUGAAGCAUCUUUAUUCUGCCUCAGUGAUCCAAAGAUGAAAGGAAAGCAGUUCAGGUUUCAGGUUAUGUGGUAUG